Molecule: messenger RNA, 891 nt
Organism: Colletotrichum acutatum
Lineage: Eukaryota; Fungi; Ascomycota; Sordariomycetes; Glomerellales; Glomerellaceae
Exons: 2
Coding region: 1-891 (296 amino acids)
Source: RefSeq, a predicted model, not a curated record
AUGGAGGAACACGAUAACGAGUUUUCCUUGAAAGACAACGAGGCUCCCAAAGAUAAUGAAGAAUUCCCUCAGCUUCCUUUUGGCCAGGACCCUUGCCAGGCUCCUGCUCAGUCGGGCCAUUUUGUGCACAACGACGAAGCGCAGCCGAAUCACCGAGUUCACGACAUUCCCAACCCUCAACAACAGGCUGGAGAAUUGCUGUUCCACCACGUUCAACAGUUCAGUCUGACCCAAUACGAUGCCCAGAACGACGCCCAGCUCCGACAGCACCCAUAUCACCAGGCGCAGUAUUCGAGCCAGCAUAAUCAGAUAGGACAAGCCAAUCAGGAGUGGCAGGCUCAGCACCUCAAUGGGGGCAACGACAUGCAACUGUAUAGGCAGGCGAUUGAAGCCUGGAAGCAUGACGAACCCCCAAACGAGGCACGGAUUUAUGUCGAAGGUCUCCCUCCCAUGGCAUACUAUCUUUUCAAGGUGCCUGUGAGCGUCAGUGAUGGCGUCUCUUUGAUAUCCGGCACCGAGAUCAUGUAUCCGAUGCGAAUCGAGAAUGGCUAUAAGACAUAUGCCAUUCCGAUCUCGGUCAAUCUGAGCAACUAUCUCGCCGGCCUUAAUGGUCAGGAAGCUGGUGCCGUAACCCCGUUUGGCAACUCCUCGGCAACGACUUUAGCUCCGGGCACUUCGCCACUGAAUGAGCCAGCUUUUCAGGCCUUGAGCGAUGGUUCCAGUGAUGUCGCUAAUGGUAGAUUCAACGGUGGUUUUCAUGGUGAAUAUCACUUGCAUGAAGAUGCCAAUCACAUUGCCACAGCUACCAGCCCCACCCAUGUGGAUGACGAUCAGGGAUUCGACUUGAACGAGUUCAAUUCGAAUGCGUUCGACUUCAGUCAAUUCUACUGA